Molecule: messenger RNA, 921 nt
Organism: Cajanus cajan (pigeon pea)
Lineage: Eukaryota; Viridiplantae; Streptophyta; Magnoliopsida; Fabales; Fabaceae
Product: TCP family transcription factor
Cellular component (GO): nucleus
Molecular function (GO): DNA-binding transcription factor activity; sequence-specific DNA binding
Source: RefSeq, a predicted model, not a curated record
UUGAAAACUCAAAAGAGAAGGCCCACUCACCUCACUAGUCACUAUCACUAUUACUAUAUAACCCCUCACUCUCUCUCCCUUAGUGGGGUCAAUUUCAAUACCUCAAAUCAAAUCAAAACCCUAAAUCCCCAAUUCUCCAAACCCUAAACCAUCAUGACCUCAUCACAACUUGUCGUACACAACAUUUCUCACUCCGACACUAAACCCUCCGCCGCCGUCGCCAAGAGACCUUCCUCCGCCGCCGCCCGCUCCUCCAAGGACCGCCACACCAAGGUCAACGGCCGCGGCCGCCGCGUCCGCAUGCCGCCGCUCUGCGCCGCCCGCAUAUUCCAGCUCACGCGCGAGCUCGGCCACCGUUCCGACGGCGAGACCAUUGAGUGGCUCCUCCGCCACGCCGAGCCCUCCAUCAUUGCCGCCACCGGCACCGGCACCGUCCCCGCCGCCCCUGUCUCCUCCGUCGCCGCCUCCGCUCCCUCCGCCGAGCCCUCCGUCGCGUGCCCCCUCACCGCUGUCGCCGCCCAUGGGAUGUUCGCCGUGCCUCCGCCGCAGCCGAGCUGCCGCCUCGACCUGUGCCCGCCGCCGGUGAUGGAGUUCGCGGCGGCGAACGGGUACCGGCACAUGCCGUUCACGGCGCUGCUCUUGCAGCCCACGGCGGCGGAGGAUAAUCAAAACGACGAGUCUCUCAGCGAACAAUGAUAACGCUUCGAACCAUAGAAGUUUUUUUUUUAUUAUUAAUUUUUUAAUUUUGAUUUAUUGAUUUUAGGGUUAGUUUUGGAGUUGCGUGAAUGUAGGUGUGUUUGGUUAGAGUUACAAGAUUCAAGAAAUGGGUUUGUUCUGUGAUGGAAAGAAAAGGGCGAAAUAGUUUUGUAAAUUAUUAUAAAUGGUAUGAAUGUGAAUUAUUGGCAGUUUAAUGUGUACAAA